GCUCCUGGCGCUGAGGACAAGGUUCCAGACGCUGCGGACAAGGUUCCUGGCGCUGAGGACAAGGUUCCUGGCACUGAGGACAAGGUUCCUGGCGCUGAGGACAAGGUUUAUGGCGCUGAAGGCAAGGUCCUUGGCGGUGAGGACAAGGUUCUUGGCGCUGAGUACAAGGUUCCUGGCGCUGAGAACAAGGUUCCUGGCGCUGAGGACAAGGUUCCUGGCCCUGAAGACAAGGUUCUUGGCGCUGGGGACAAGGUUCUUGGCGCUGCCAACAAGGAUCCUGGAGCUGACUACAAAGUUUCUAGCGCUCAGGAAAGGUUCCUGGAGCUGACGACAAUGUACCUGGCGCUGAGGACAAGGUUCCUGGCGCUGAGAACAAGGUUCCUAGCGCAGAAGGCAAUGUACCUGCCGCUGUGGACAAGGUUCCUGGCGCUAAGGACAAUGUUCCUAGCGCUGAGGACAAUGUUCCUGGCGUUGAGGACAAGGUUCCCGUCGCUGAGGACAAGGUUUCUGGCGCUGAGAACAAGGUUGCUGGCGCAGAGUACGAGGCUCCUGGCGCUGAGCACAAGGUUCAUGGCGCUGAGGACAAGGUUCCUGGCGCUGAGGACAAGGUUCCUGGCGCUGAGGACGAGGUUCCCGGCACUGAGGACAAGUUUCCUGCCGUUGAGGACAAGGUUCCUGGGGCUGAGGAGAAGGCUUCUGGCGCUGAGAACAAGGUUGCUGGCGCUGAGUACAAGGGUCCUGGCGCUGAGGAGAAGGUUCCUGGCGCUGACGACAAGGUUCCUGGCGGUGAGGACAAGUUUUCCGCCGCUGAGGAUAAGCUUCCUGCCACUGAGGACAAUGUUCCCAGCGCUGAGGACAAUGUUUCUGGCGUUGAGGACAAGGUUCCCGUCGCUGAGGCGUAGGUUCCUGCCGCAGAGUACAAGGUUCCUGCCGCUGAGCAUACGGUUCCUGGCGAUGAGGACAAGGUUUCUGGUGAUGAGGACAAGGUUCCUGUCGCUGAGGACAAGGUUCCUGGGACUGAGGAGAAGGCUUCUGGCACUAAGAACAAGGUUCCUGCUGCAGAGGACAAGGUUCCUGCUGCAGAGGACAAGGUUCCUGGCGCUGACGAAAAGGGUCCUGGCGCUGAGGAAAAGGGUUCUGACGCUGAGGACAAGGUUCCAGUGACUGAGAACAAGGUUCCUGGAGCUAAGGACAAUCUUCCUGGCGCUGACGUCAAGGCUCCAGGCGCUGAGGACAAGGAUCCUGGCGCUGAACUCAAGGUUCCCGGCGCUGAGGACAAGGUUCCUGUCCCUGAGGAUAAGGUUUCUGCCGCUGAGGAGAAGGUUCCAGAGGAUGAGGACAAGGUUCCUGGCGCCGAGGACAAGGUUCCUGUCGCUGAGGAAAAGGUUCCUCGCGCUGAGGACAAGGUUCCUGGCGCUGAGGAAAAGGUUUAUGGCGCAGAGAACAAGGUUCUCGGCGCUGCGGACAAGGUUCCUGGCGCUGAGUACAAGGUUCCUGGCGCUGAGGACAAGGUACCUGUCGCUGAGGACAAGGUUUCUGGCGCUGAGGACAAGGUCCCUGGCGCUGAGGACAAGGUUCAUGGCGAAGAGGACAAGGUUCUUGGCGCUAAGGACAAGGUUCCUCCCGCUGAGUAAAGGAUCCUGGCGCUGAGGACAAGGUUCCUGGCGCUGAGGACAAGGUUCCUGCUGCAGAAGACAAGGUUCCUGGCGCUGAGGAAAAGGAUCCUGGCGCUGAGGAAAAGGGUUCUGACGCUGAGGACAAGGUUCCAGUCGCUGAGAACAAGGUUACUGGCGCUGAGGACAAGGUUCCUGGCGCUGAAGUCAACUCUCCAGGCGGUGAGGACAAGGUUCCUGUCGCUGAGGACUAGGUUCCUCCCGCUGAGUACGAGGUUCCUGCUCCCGCAGAGGACAAGGGUCAUGGCGCUGAGGACAAGGGUCCAGCGCUGAGGAAAAGGCUCCUGGCGCUCAGAACAAGGCUCCUGACGUUGAAGACAAGGUUCCUGGCGCUGAGGACAAGGUUCCUGGCGCUGAGGACAAGGUUCCUGUCGCUGAGGACGAGGUUCCUGGCACUGAGGACAAGUUUGCCGUGGCAGAGGAAAAGGUUCCUGGCGCUGAGGACAAGGUUCCUGGCGCUGAAGUCAACUCUCCAGGCGGUGAGGACAAGGUUCCUGUCGCUGAGGACUAGGUUCCUCCCGCUGAGUACGAGGUUCCUGCUCCCGCAGAGGACAAGGGUCAUGGCGCUGAGGACAAGGGUCCAGCGCUGAGGAAAAGGCUCCUGGCGCUCAGAACAAGGCUCCUGACGUUGAAGACAAGGUUCCUGGCGCUGAGGACAAGGUUCCUGGCGCUGAGGACAAGGUUCCUGUCGCUGAGGACGAGGUUCCUGGCACUGAGGACAAGUUUCCCGUGGCAGAGGAAAAGGUUCCUGGGGCGGAGGACAAAUCUUCUGGCACUGAAAACAAGGUUCCUGCUGCUGAGGACAAGGUUCCUGGCGCUGAGGAGAAGGCUCCUGUCACUGUGGACAAGGCCCCUGUAGUUGAGGACAAGGCUCCUGGCGCUGAAGAAAAGCCUCCUGGCGCUGAGGAAAAGGAUUUUGGCACUGAGAACAAGGUUCCUGCAGCUGAGGACAAGGUUCCUGCCGCUAUGGAAAAAGGUCUUGGCGCUGAGGACAAGGGUCCUAGCGCUGAGGACAAGGUUCCUGGAGCUGAGGACAAGGUUCCUGGUGCUGAAAAAAAGGUUCCAGUCGCUGAGGACAAGGUUCCUGGAGCUGAAGUCAAGGCUCCAGGCACAGAGGACAAGGUUCCUGGCGCUGAAGUCAAGGUUCCUGGCGCUGAGGACAAUGUUCCUGUCGCUGAGGACUAGGUUCCUGGCGCUGAGGACUAGGUUCCUGUCGCAGAGGACUAGGCUCCUCCCGCUGAGUACAAGGUUUCUGUCGCUGAGGACAAGGUUCCUGUCGCCGAGGACAAGGUUUCUGGCGCUGAGGACAAGGUUACUGGUGCUGAUGACAAGAUUCCUGUCACUGAGGACAAGGCUCCUGUAGCUGAGGACAAGGCUCCUGGCGCUGAAGAAAAGGCUCCUGGCGCUGAGGAAAAGGCUUUUGCCAGUGAGAAAAUGGUUCCUGCCGCUGAGGACAAGGUUCCUCUCGCUGGGGAAAAAGGUUCCUGGAGCUGAGAACAAGGUUCCAGUCGCUGAGGACAAGGUUCCUGGCGCUGAGGUCAAGGCUCCUGCUGCUGAGAACAAGGUUUUUGGCGCGGAAGUCAAGGUUCCUGGCGCUGAGGACAAGGUUCCUGUCGCUGAGGACUAGGUUCCUGGCGCUGAGGACAAGGUUCCUGUCGCUGAGGACUAGGCUCCUGCCGCUGAGGAAAAAGGUCCUGGCACUGAGGACAAGUGUCCUGGCGCUGCGGACAAGGUUCCUGGAGCUGAGAACAAGGUUCCAGUCGCUGAGGACAAGGUUCCUGGCGCUGAAGUCAAGGCUCCAGGCGCUGAGAACAAGGCUUUUGGCGCUGAAGUCAAGGUUCCUGGUGCUGAGGACAAGGUUCCUGUCGGUGAGGACUAGGUUCCUGGCGCUGAGCACAAGGUUCCUGUCGCUGAGGACUAGGCUCCUGCCGCUGAGUACGAGGUUCCUGUCGCUGAGGACAAGGUUCCUGUCGCUGAGGACAAGGUUCCUGUCGCUGAGGAUAAGGCUCCUGGAAUUGUGGACAACGCUCCUGUAGCUGAGGCCAAGGCUCCUGGCGCUGAAGAAAAGGAUCCUGGCGCUGAGGAAAAGGGUUGUGACGCUGAGGACAAGGUUCCAGUCGCUGAGAACAAGGUUACUGGCGCUGAGGACAAGGUUCCUGGCGCUGAAGUCAACUCUCCAGGCGGUGAGGACAAGGUUCCUGUCGCUGAGGACUAGGUUCCUGCCGCUGAGUACGAGGUUCCUGCUCCCGCAGAGGACAAGGGUCAUGGCGCUGAGGACAAGGGUCCAGCGCUGAGGAAAAGGCUCCUGGCGCUCAGAACAAGGCUCCUGACGUUGAAGACAAGGUUCCUGGCGCUGAGGACAAGGUUCCUGGCGCUGAGGACAAGGUUCCUGUCGCUGAGGACGAGGUUCCUGGCACUGAGGACAAGUUUGCCGUGGCAGAGGAAAAGGUUCCUGGCGCUGAGGACAAGGUUCCUGGCGCUGAAGUCAACUCUCCAGGCGGUGAGGACAAGGUUCCUGUCGCUGAGGACUAGGUUCCUCCCGCUGAGUACGAGGUUCCUGCUCCCGCAGAGGACAAGGGUCAUGGCGCUGAGGACAAGGGUCCAGCGCUGAGGAAAAGGCUCCUGGCGCUCAGAACAAGGCUCCUGACGUUGAAGACAAGGUUCCUGGCGCUGAGGACAAGGUUCCUGGCGCUGAGGACAAGGUUCCUGUCGCUGAGGACGAGGUUCCUGGCACUGAGGACAAGUUUGCCGUGGCAGAGGAAAAGGUUCCUGGCGCUGAGGACAAGGUUCCUGGCGCUGAAGUCAACUCUCCAGGCGGUGAGGACAAGGUUCCUGUCGCUGAGGACUAG
Molecule: messenger RNA, 4522 nt
Organism: Paramuricea clavata
Lineage: Eukaryota; Metazoa; Cnidaria; Anthozoa; Malacalcyonacea; Plexauridae
Source: the annotation of a GenBank genome assembly